This is a messenger RNA of Oreochromis niloticus (Nile tilapia), 1150 nucleotides long. RefSeq names its product otoraplin. The coding region runs from base 177 to 566 and encodes 129 amino acids. Gene Ontology annotation, biological process: cartilage condensation. Lineage: Eukaryota; Metazoa; Chordata; Actinopteri; Cichliformes; Cichlidae. The transcript is spliced from 5 exons. The record is from RefSeq and is a predicted model, not a curated record. Gene Ontology annotation, molecular function: protein binding.
CUCACAUUGCAUGUAAGUUUAAACCCCACCCGCCUACAUCUAGACGUAAACAUACUCGGUUUUCAGUGGUUUGCAUCAGAUGAAGAAAAUAAUCUUAAGUUCCAUCAAACAUCUGCAUUCACAUCCGGACGUACACACACUCACAACAGUCGGUUGUUCUUGGUCUUUUGGCGAGGAUGGGUUAUCCACUGGUGAUUCUGUUGUGUGUGGGACUGCUACACCAGACCACGAGGGCUGUCCUCAUGGAUAAACUGGCAGACCAGAAGAUUUGCGGAGAUGCAGAGUGCUCAUAUGUUCUCUCCAUGGCCACAGUCUUGGAUGACUUCAUAUCUCCUGACUGCCGAUUCCUCAACCUCAGAAAGGGUCAGGUGGUUUAUGUGUACUCCAAACUCAUUGCAGCAGAGGGCGCUGGAGUCUUCUGGUCUGGAAGCAUUUACAGUGAGCGGUACGUGGACCAGAUGGGCGUCAUUGGAUACUUCCCUGCAACUGUGGUGAAGGAGACACAGAGGUUUACAGAAAACACAGUUAAGAUCCAAACAACUGACAUGGACUUCUACUGCGAUUAAGGGACUGAAACCUCUUCCUUUUCAACUCUUUCUGUUAGUAACUCUGGCAUUUAUAAAGGACAAAGCAUGCAGACAUUUAGUCAAUGAGUCUUUUUGUCUAUAUCAUUCCAACAUUUUGAUUAUAUAAAUAUAUAAAAGUUAAAGAAAUUAGUUUUCCAGACACCUUUUUUAUGAUUUUUCUUGACUAGUAAUUGCAAUCAUAUUGUACUUGUCUUUGUUACACAUCUGAAAACUGGCUUGGAGCUGCUUAUGCUGAGAAAUAGCUGCUGUGAAAAUGAUUAAAUUCGUUUUCUAAAGCUUAUAGUCUUUUUUUUUAUUGGAGUCAAGGUUUCUUGGUAGUGUUAUCAGAGACAUCUUAUAAAAUCCUGACUUUUCAUUCAUUCUACUAUGUUCUUGUCCACUAUGUUCUCAAAAGAAAUGUCAUCUAAUAGAAUUAAUUGUAAAAAAAAAAAAAUGUAUCAUGACUGGUGUGAAGAGCUCAGGGCAGAAGGCCUAAAUUCAGAUUCUAUUUUAUAUUUUUGUUCAUCCUAUAGAGAAAAAAUGUAAGUAUCCAAAGAUGAUAUAUGUGACAAAAAUACAUAAAA